AUGAAGGUAUUUGGUGUAAUAACAGUCUACAUAUUUUUCACCUGGAACGUGCCUGAGGUAGCAGGUUCUGAUGACCAUGAUUUUGUUUCAGAACAGAAAACUCCAGGAAACGUGAUUUACUACGAUGAAUAUGACUUAUACCCACACCAAUACCUGAAUCCCUUGUGUAGAGAUAGCCUACACGUGCCUAAUCAAGCUCUAGUUCCACUUGAUGACGGAGGAUACUAUGUGCAAAACAGCCUUUUAGAGUCAGAUGACAAGAACCUCAAACAGGAGAGAGAAGUAAAGAGCAUAAAGGACACCCUCCCAGAGAUCAAAGUGAUUAAAAUCGAGGACAGUUAUGUUAUCCACUACAGUGCUCCGAUAAAAGGGAGUGAGAUAGUGAGAAUACACUUUGACUGUGUUUUUACAAGUAAGGAUAUGGAAUCUGUGGUUGUGUCCAAGAUCCAGGUGAAUGUGAUGCCUAAACUGGAAUAUAUUAUUGGUAAAACGGAGCACCUCGUCCUUGAUGCUUUGAAGGUACCAAAUGAUAAGCAUCUGUCUUACGCUAGAUUUGCUAGACCAGGAAUUGAGACGAUCACAGAGUGUAAGAACUCUGAUCUCAUUGUUAAUAGUGGACAAGUUUCGAUAAAGGAACUACAAGUUCGCACUCACAUGAAUGGUCUCACUAAAGUGGAAUAUCCGGAUAUCACUGACCAUGUAUCAAAGCACCAAGUCACGAAUAAAAUACACAAGAUCGAUUUGAAAAAUGGAAAUGUAGUAAAUGAGAGUCUAGAUGUAAAAAUACACUGUAAAGACAAUCCCAAGUAUAAAUUGAGAUACAGUGCACUUGUUUUAUCAGUCAUUUCUGGACUCGGCAUGAAUCAGAGAUAUAGCGAAAAGAUCGAUCGCCUUGGAGAAUCCGUAGAUCUAGUUAAAAUUGAUACACAAAUUGAGCCAGCAGUGCUGGUAGAUGUACCAACAAACAAGAAUAUCAUAUACCCAAAGGACUGUCUCAAUAAAGUUUACCUGGGAAACCAAGUUGUGAAGAUUAGCGAUAUUGUGGGUGAUCCAAAACUGUUAAGGAUUACUGACUCGUUGAAAAUUUUGAACCUGUCAACUUCAUCGUCGUAUAGAAAAGUUACAGUCUCGUGCUAUACCAAGGUUACUCGGGGGAAAAGCCAUAAAACCACCUGGAUGGAUAUUGUAAUACAUCCCCUAUGCAACUUUUAUGACCACGAGUCUCUGGACUCCGACAAGAAGACGUGUACUCUCUUUUCUUCGGGCACUGUACAGUCGUUCGUGGCUACACCACUUGAGUAUCAGCAGUUUGCGGAUAAGAUGAAACUUUACGAAAAAUUCUUUGAGAGAUCCAAUGACCCUGAGGGGACGUGCAAAGACUGCUACUACAAGCCCAUUAAGACUGGUGGUAAGGAUAUGUCAGUCUAUACAAAUAUACCUGGGACAAAACAAAGACUUGAGAUCAAAAACGGUGUUAUAAGAUUCAAUCCAGUUUACAUGUUGAAGAAGGUAGAUGCCGGAAAGAGUGAAGGAAUACUAAACCCAUCUCAGAUGAUAAGGAUGUACCUUCACAACGAAGAAACUGAGAUUGGCAAUGAUGGCAAGGUCAUUGUAAAAGACAAGGUAGAUGAGAGUGGAAAGUCUAUAUUUUACAUGGUACAGGCCGAUGGCAGAAGUAGUAUCAAGAUUUCGUGCAAGGAUUUUUUUAAAGACUCGGGAUCAUCCCAGCCGACCCUGUUCCCAAAUGGGAAGAAUAUCGUCUACAAGAAUGUUAGUGAUGGGUUUAUGGAUCCCAGGACCAUUGAGACUGUGCAAUUCGGAGAGGAGUUUGCAGCUAGAGGAAUCAGUCUACUCAAGAAACCAGAGACCGAUGUGGACCUAGAGAUCAUAUUGGAUCAAGAUAAAAUGAUACAGAGUGACCAUGUUAAACCACUCUACUUUAUCUGUAGCCAUGAUGUAAAAGGCGAGGAAUGGGAGAAAAGCAGAGAACCAUAUGCUGUCAUAGCUGUAGACCCGGGAUACAGGUCUCAGAGGCUGCGUGGCUGUGGUACAAAGGAAGGUAUUUUUGUAGAUGAAGAUGGUAAUGAUUCUGGAAGAGAAUGCGGUUAUGCUAUUGACGAUGUCACCAGUGUAGGAUUCCACUGUCCAAGCUACGUCCCAGAGCACUUUUUGGAGGGGGACCAGGGAAUGUAUAAAGCAGAGGGUGAUAAGGCAGCCGAUAACCCAUACCAACUCUUGAUUAGAUGCUAUGAUAGGUCCACGGCGACCCAGAGGACCUUCAAACCAAAGACAGAUCUGGAACUCUUUCCAAAGCCAAAGUUUGCUGGAGAGUUGAGAUCCUUAUGGGUCUUUAACAAGGAGACCUUUGCAGGAAAGGACGUCAAAGAGGUACUCUGUAUUUGUUACGACAAAACUGGAAAGGCCCUAUCCUCCAUCAGGGUCAUGAAUAACGCCGAGAAGGUGGAGCCAGAACCAGAACAGGCAAAUUCCUGA
Theileria equi strain WA is the source of this 2493-nucleotide messenger RNA. RefSeq lists its product as hypothetical. The transcript has a single exon. The coding region runs from base 1 to 2493 and encodes 830 amino acids. The record is from RefSeq and is a predicted model, not a curated record. Lineage: Eukaryota; Apicomplexa; Aconoidasida; Piroplasmida; Theileriidae.